AUCCCUUGUUUAUAUCAUUGCUCUACAUUUCACACGAUCCUCCCUUCACUCGAACAUCAUCCUCGCGCAUGUCCUCGUCAAUUCCCUUCAUGCCUUGACGCGAGAUCCUUGUCGGUACGACGUCGGACGGAAUUUGUGGUAGCUUUAUGCUUGCUAGGGAACCCCGCGGAAUCUCGAACUAAUUCAAUGCCUCUCGCCUGCCUAUACAUAUAGACCCUCUUUACACCAUUUCGUGUCGAGUCGACUUCUUCCUGUGAAAACAGAACCACAGGCCAAUUGUGUAAUAUUUGUUGGAGAAGCUCGGCUUCUCGGGAUUGAAUAACAGCCGGAGAAAUGCCUUCAACGGCGUCAUGGUCAGGGACGCCGUCCAUUAAGGGCUCCUCGGAGUCAAUGCGCAUGGCUCUUUUGACCUUUAGCCUUGUUGGUAUUCAAUUUACGUGGGGUAUCGAAAUGACUUAUUGCACGCCUUACCUGUUACAACUUGGCCUUACAAAAAGUCGCACGUCACUUGUGUGGGUGGCUGGGCCACUGUCGGGCUUAAUAAUGCAACCUGUGGUGGGCGUGCUGGCAGACAAUUCCAAGUCAAGAUGGGGCCGAAGACGGCCAUACAUGGUCGUCGGCGCGUUAAUUGUGGCCGUGACAUUGUUAGUAUUGGGCUGGACAUCAGAAGUUGUUGGACUAUUUAUUUCUGAUCCGGAAUUGCGGAGACCGAUGACGAUUGCGCUUGCUGUGCUUAGCAUCUACGUAGUGGAUUUUGCGAUCAAUGCUGUCCAAGCGUCAUGCCGAAGUCUCAUUGUUGACACUCUCCCAAUUUCGAAGCAACAAAUGGGUUCUGCUUGGGCAAGUAGAAUGAUCGGAAUAGGUCAUCUCCUGGGCUAUGUUGCGGGCACUAUCGAUCUCAUGGGAAUUUUUGGGACAAGCCUAGGAGACAAUCAGUUUAAGCAAUUGACCGUCAUUUCCUCCUUGGGUCUCCUCAUUGCCGUUGGCAUCACAUGCUACAGCGUCCAGGAGCGAGUAUUGAUUUCUGGCCGAGAUACCGAAGACAGAGCCAGCGCUGUCAAGCUUUUUAGCCAAAUUCUGCGAGCCACGCUUCAUCUUCCUGCGCGAAUUCAGGCUAUCUGUUGGAUCCAAUUUUGGUCGUGGAUUGGCUGGUUCCCCUUUCUCUUCUACAGCACGACGUGGGUUGGAGAAAUCUAUUUUCGGUACAAUAUGCCCGAGGGCGUCAAAGGGUCCUCAGAUGUGCUGGGCGACGUGGGCCGCAUCGGCAGUCUCUCCCUCGUUGUUUUCUCCGUCAUCUCACUGGCCAGCUCAAUUGUGCUGCCUUGGAUAGUCAAGUCUCCUGAUAAUGAACGACCAUCGUUUACACCUCGUCCGCCUGCGAGUAUUGCCCCGAUUGUCACUACAGCAAGUCGAUUCAAGCCGGAUCUCCUUGACACAUGGACCUUUUCGCACCUUCUUUUCGCGGGCUCAAUGAUCCUGGCACCAUUCGUUACUUCACUAGGUUUCGCGACGGUUCUGGUCUCCAUCUGCGGAAUUCCAUGGGCACUCUCCUGUUGGGCUCCAUUCACAUUCAUGGGCAUCGAAAUCAACCGGCUCAGCGUCCCCGCAUCUAGCUCCAACGGCAACGUCUCAUAUAAUCGCCUCUCAACGGAAUCCUCUGUCGAAAUGUCCGAGGACCCCGCCACAACUCUCCGCCUCAAUCAUCAUCCCGAUGACGAAAAGGACGAAGGACCCGCGUCCAGUUCCACUGGCGAACUGGCAGGAGUGUAUCUUGGCAUCCUCAACCUUUUUACUACUCUGCCUCAAUUCAUCGGCACUUUUAUCUCCACCGUUGCUUUUGCCCUGCUCGAACCCGGUAAAAGCCCGGAGCUCGCUCAUGAAGCGCACCCCGAUGAACAUCAUUCUACCGAUGGCCCUAACGCCAUCGGCGUUUGUCUCUUUAUCGGCGCCGUGUCGGCCGUUGGAGCAGCGUAUGCUACGAAGCGACUAGGCCACAUUCAAUAGAAAAAAAUUUUUUUAUUGUUUUCCUUUUUUUUUGGUGGUGGUGGGUUGGUUUGUUUUUUGAUUUCCCGUUCCAUUGUCUGGGCAGAACACAUCUGCAUUGUUUUAGAGUCUAUUCUACGCAUAGAAUUUCUCUCUCUCCCUUUUCUUUUUUCCUUUCCUUCUCCUUUCAAUUGGAGGUUUGACCCUGGCAGUGUCUAUGUUUGCAUCACUAUCAUCAUCAAAUUCAUCAUUAUCGCUUCUGCAUUCUGCAUUAUGGUUAUCGGUGCAAUGGUUUUGGUCAUUUACUUUUUUUGUAUUGUUAUACUUACUCCUCCCCUUUUGCCUGUCUAUCGGUUUGUUACGCGACUAUACCAUGUUUCACGUACACGUCCAACAUCCAACAUCUUAUAACUUACAU
Xylona heveae TC161 is the source of this 2401-nucleotide messenger RNA. RefSeq names its product MFS general substrate transporter. The coding region runs from base 334 to 2004 and encodes 556 amino acids. The record is from RefSeq and is a predicted model, not a curated record. NCBI's taxonomy places the organism in Eukaryota, Fungi, Ascomycota, Xylonomycetes, Xylonales, Xylonaceae. Gene Ontology annotation, molecular function: sucrose:proton symporter activity. Gene Ontology annotation, cellular component: membrane. The transcript is spliced from 9 exons.